AUGGGUCCAUCCUUGGUGCUACCGAGUCUUGGGUCCAAGUGGAAUUAUCUUUUAUCUUUUAUCACAUUGGACGAGUUGUUCUUGCUUAGCGGGGUAUUCAACAUAGGGGAUUGGAUACCAUGGCUUAAAUUUUUAGACUUGCAAGGGUAUGUAAAGCGAAUGAAGGCCUUAACGAAAAAAUUGGACCGGUUUUAUGAGUUCGUGCUCGAUGAACACAAGACAAAGAAGGAAGGAGUGGAGGAAUUUGUGUCAGAGGGUAUGGUGGAUUUACUGUUGCUACUGGUUGAUGACCCUAAUGAUCUUGAAGUUAAGCUCACUUAUGACAGUGUCAAGGCUAUCACUCAGGACUCAGUAGCAGGACGCACUGAUACUUCUGCAACCACUUUGGAGUGGGCAAUGUCUGAACUCAUAAAACAACCAAACCUCAUCGAAAAGGCCACCGAAGAGCUCGAUAGAGUGAUUGGAAGAGAGAGGUGGGUAGAAGAGGAAGACCUCGAAAACCUUCCUUAUAUAGAUGCUAUUAUGAAAGAGGCAAUGAGGAAGCACCCUGUAAUUGUAUUCCUACCACAUUUAGCUCUUGAGGAUUGCAAUGUGGCAGGUUAUGAUGUUUGUAAAGGAACUCUAGUGCUUGUGAACAUAUGGAGCAUGGGGAGAGAUCCCACGCUGUGGGAUGCACCAGAUGAGUUUAGGCCUGAGAGGUUCUUAGGGAAGGCAAUUGAUGUGAAGGGACAGAGUUUUGAGUUCUUGCCAUUUGGUUCAGGAAGGAGGAUGUGCCCUGGUUAUGGUCUUGGACUGAAAGUGAUAAGGUCUUGCUUGGCCAACAUGUUACAUGGGUUCAGUUGGAAAUUGUCUGAGAACGUGAAAAAAGAAGAUUUGGGCAUGGAGGAAGUUUAUGGAUUGUUAACACCUCGGAAGUUUCCACUUGUUGCCGUAGUUGAACCUCGGCUACCAAUCCAUCUUUACUAGUG
Prunus mume (Japanese apricot) is the source of this 968-nucleotide messenger RNA. RefSeq names its product trimethyltridecatetraene synthase-like. NCBI's taxonomy places the organism in Eukaryota, Viridiplantae, Streptophyta, Magnoliopsida, Rosales, Rosaceae. Gene Ontology annotation, molecular function: iron ion binding; heme binding; monooxygenase activity. The record is from RefSeq and is a predicted model, not a curated record.